Messenger RNA from Prunus avium (sweet cherry), 1115 nucleotides. Its product is annotated as heme oxygenase-like, multi-helical. The record is from RefSeq and is a predicted model, not a curated record. Gene Ontology annotation, cellular component: cytosol. Lineage: Eukaryota; Viridiplantae; Streptophyta; Magnoliopsida; Rosales; Rosaceae.
GAUUGCCCCUUGGGCCUGUCCUCUCCACUCCAACACAAAAGCCCCUCCUCCGUCUCUCUCCCUCUCACUCGAACAAAGUCACUGGAACCGUCAAACAGAGAGAGCACACAAGGAAAGGAAGGGAAGAGAGAUCGAAGCCGCAGAAAAUGGACGGGAAGUCGAAUCCUGGGGUGCCGUACGAUGGGAUGACCGACACGUGGGUGAAGAAGCACCGUCUGAUCUACAUAGGAGCCACUCGACACCCUUUUAUCCUCAGCAUUCGUGAUGGCACCGUCGAUCUUUCCGCCUUCAAACGAUGGCUGGGGCAAGACUACAUAUUUGUUAGGGCGUUUGUGCCUUUUGUAGCGAGUGUGCUGAUAAAGGCUUAUAAGAAAGGUGAUGAGAGUAGUGGUGAUAUGGAAGUGAUAUUGAGUGGUUUGGGUUCUCUGAAUGAUGAGAUUGCAUGGUUCAAGCAAGAGGCUUCCAAAUGGGGUGUUGACCUCUCUCAAGUUGCCCCUGAAAAACCAACACAAGAUUACUGCGGAUUUCUAGAGGAAUUAAUGAGGCCAGAGGUUGAUUAUACUGUGGCCAUGGCAGCCUUUUGGGCCAUUGAAGCUGUGUACCAAGAGAGCUUUGCCCAUUGCCUGGAAGAGGGGUCCAAAACCCCAAUAGAGCUACAAGAGGCUUGCCAGAGAUGGGGCAAUGAUGGGUUUGGUCGCUACUGCUCUUCUCUACGAAACAUAGCUGACCGGCAGUUGGAGAAGGCGGCUUCAGGCAGCGUGCCUCUGGUGAAGGUUUCGGAAGAUGCAGUGAGCAAAGCUGAAGUAACAUUCCUGCGUGUGCUUGAAUAUGAGGUUGAUUUCUGGAACAUGAGCUGCGGAACAGAUGGACACUCUGCUCCAAAACCCUAAGAGUGGAAGCAGGUAUUAAUCCUCCUGCACCAGUUCCCAAUCGAUGUUAUAAUACUUACCCUCAUCAUGCAGCAGCUUCUGUUCCUGGCCGUCCAUUAUAUGGAUUUCAUGAUCAAUAUCACUCUCCAUCUCCUGCACUCUAUGGUUAUCUAUCAAAGCAUGCUCCUACUGUCUAUAACUACACAAUGUCACAGCGCCCUCCUGAACAUGAUGCUGUGCCUAAAA